Molecule: messenger RNA, 1053 nt
Organism: Aspergillus mulundensis
Lineage: Eukaryota; Fungi; Ascomycota; Eurotiomycetes; Eurotiales; Aspergillaceae
Exons: 1
Coding region: 1-1053 (350 amino acids)
Source: RefSeq, a predicted model, not a curated record
AUGAAUUCGAUCAAGAUCCCAUGGGGCGAAGUCGCAAAAUCAAUCGGCCACAACAUCUCAGAAGGCGCCAUUGUCCAGCAUUUGGCGAAAAUUCGAGCUCGCCGAAUUGAAGCAAAUAAAGAGGUUCCCCCAGCGUUGAGAAGAGGCUCAUGCGGCAGUUAUGCAAAGACCGCAAGGACAACGACUGCAACAAGCUAUAAGAAGAGUACUCGACUGGACGAGGCCUCUUACAGCUCAGACGAGGAAUGGCUGGAGCACAGGGCCUCAGCACAACGCAAGGCUGGAGAGAAGCGGAAAAGAACUCGAGCUCAAUACCGAGAGGACCCGUAUACCGAGUGUGGAGAGUUUUCUGACGAUGACGACUCGGAGAUAGUGGCAGCUGGAGCAUCGUUUCUUGAGUUGCCUAACGACAGACAUACGGAAAGGCCGCAAUCACCAACUCCGCAUCCACCAAGCAAGAUCGUUACCUACAAAUGUCCGAAGCCUUUUCUUAUCGGACUAGCAAAAGGCAUCGUGUCCAGGGCAUCCACGCCCCAAAAGCCAACUUUAGCGCCCGAGCUGUAUUUAGAGGGACAGCUGAAGAAGGAGCCUAUGGAGGAAAAGCCAGACACUGAGAAAAGGUCAGUUCGAAUGGAAGAGUCUUUUGAGAAGCAUGAGCCAUUUGAAUCGGACGGCGGGUUUCAAGAUGGCUCUAUUGCAAGCACAGCGCUCUUUCCCACCCCGUCCGAUUACAGCCAUGACUUCGCUGCCACCACAGACAAUGGCAAUCAUGCCCCUUUAAUACAGUUGGGAUCCGAUGCCAAUGCCACGUUUCCACCUCGGAUGCAAGAGGAGGGGGAAUAUAUCCACACUGGCAAUAAAGACAUGGAUUUAUUCCCAGGCAGGAAUUGGGACGCCUUCUUAAAUGGUUGGGAAAUCUUGAACGCAUUCCCGGACCAUGACAUCCUUACGCCGCAUCAGGGCGUUCAGUACGGUCAGGAUCAAGGAUUCCAAGACACGCUUGGGGACUAUCCUAGCACGCAAGAUGAUCCGAUGUGGUUAAUGGACAGCUGA